This is a messenger RNA of Hevea brasiliensis (rubber tree), 3954 nucleotides long. RefSeq lists its product as uncharacterized. The record is from RefSeq and is a predicted model, not a curated record. Lineage: Eukaryota; Viridiplantae; Streptophyta; Magnoliopsida; Malpighiales; Euphorbiaceae. Bases 756 to 3503 code for a protein of 915 amino acids. The transcript has 6 exons.
UCUUUCUCUCUACCCAUUUAUUCUUCUAACGGAUCUCUCUCUCUGUCUCUCUCCCUCUCCGUUUUGGUGUGCGUCUUUCACUCUUUUUCUCUCUCUUUCUCUAGAAAGUCUCUCCCAAUCUGCAGACUAAGAUCUGGAGACAGAAUGUGAGUGAGUGCAAAUUUUCUUUUUGAAAGAAGCUGAAAUUUUAGGGUUCUUAGGCCCAUGCUUUUCUUGGAUCCUUCCUCUCUCUUUAUUUCCUGCUUCUUUCCGGGAUUUCCGAUCUAGAUUUCUUGCAGUUUACGUGUUCUUUCUUUCUUUUUUUAAACAAUUCCGACACUCAUUUUUAAUGAGUAAAAAUGGAGGCAUUUCGGCUUAAGAAGCCCAAUAUUGCAGCCUUCACUGAUGAUUUCAGCCCCAGCCGUAGACUCAGAAAAGUGUGCUCCUGCAUUUCGUAUGUGGAGACUUCUGAAAAUAUGAAAUUUUCUUUUCGCCUUCUGUCUGGUGUUUCACCAAAACAAGAAAACAAAAGUGUUUCUGGCUCUUUUUUAAGUUCUGACGUUUGAGGCUCUAAGUUGAUUUGAACUCAGACAAUUUCUACAUUUUCCCCUUUAUAUAUUUCGGAUUCAUUUCCAGGAAACGGGCAGGUUCAAAAACAGAGAAGCUUUUCAAAACUGGCCUCUGAUUCUAAUUCUCAAAAUAGUGAUACUACAGGCGAACAUUUGUUCACGUGUGAAUUGGGGUGGAGAUCUUUGAAACAAGCAGCUGGAACACCAAUGAAGAAGUUAUUAGCUGAAGAGAUGUCAAGAGAAGCUGAAUCAAAGACAAGGUCUCCUAGUGUUAUUGCCCGAUUGAUGGGCUUUGAUGGACUGCCAGCUCAGCAGCUGUCUCAUAAACAACAUAAAAAGUCAUCGGAGAACUAUUUACAGAGGAUAGCGCCAACAGAAAAGUCCCAAAGAAGUAGCGCAUCAUGUAGUCGUAGUUCAUCCAGAAAAGGCUCAAAGGAGGAGCAAGAAUUCAAAGAUGUAUUUGAAGUUUUAGACGCAUCAAAAAGAGAGAGUAGGUACUUGUUGCAGGGGACUGCAAACUCAAAGCUAACUGAAGCUGAGAUGACAUUCAUUAAGCAGAAAUUCAUGGAUGUCACAUGUCUUUCAAGUGAUGAAAAACUUAAUGAUUUGAAGGAAUUUCAGGAUGCAAUAGAUGAUCUAGACUCCAACAAAGAUCUUCUCCUGAAAUUUCUUGAGCAGCCGGAUUCAUUGUUUGCAAAGCAUCUACAUGAUCUGCAAGCUGCCCUUCCUCAGUCCCAUUGUCGUCGCAUAUCAGGUAUGAAGUCAUCACAUGCUCCAGAGCAUGAAGGCGGUGGCCUGGGAUGCAAAGUAGAGAGAAAAAUGCCAUGGAAGAAUCAUAGGAAGCACCAAAGUAAUCCUCUUAGCCAUUCUUACCGUAAACAAGCUGCUGAUAAUCCACUCAAGGCAUCAAAACUUCAAUUAGAAGGGAAAGAACAACCUUCUGUUCUUCCUACACGGAUUGUUGUACUGAAACCAAACUUUGGUAAAGUGCAUAAUGCUACCAAAAUUGUUUCAUCAACACGUUCUUCUCAUGAUUUUCUUUCAGAUUGUAAGAGGCACACUGAACUUCCUAGUAUCAAGAAUAGGGAGGCAGAUUUAUUUGGAAAUGAAAAAUUUCCUGAUCAGGUAGCACUACCAAGAUAUAAGUCCAGAGAGUCUAGAGAAAUUGCGAAGGAGAUCACCAGGCAAAUGAAAAAUAGUCUUGGAAGUGGUUCCAUAAAGUUCUCAACCUUGGGAUUUAGAGGAUAUGCUGGGGAUGAGAGUUCAUCAAACAGGUCUGACAAUGAAUCAGCAAAUGACUCAGAUGUGCAGACAGUGAUUUCUAGAAGUUCUAUUGGUUGGAGCAAUCAAUACAGGUCUUCAUCAUCUCGCUCUUCUGAAUCAUCUGUGAGCAGGGAGGCCAAGAAGAGACUCUCAGAGAGGUGGAAGAUGACCCAUAGUCAUAGGUAUGUAGAUAUGGGAGUGGUUGGUAGGGGUAGCACACUAGGUGAAAUGCUUGCUUUGCCUGGUAAGGAAAGAAGGCCAGCUAAUGUGGAUGCCAUGAUUGUUGGACAAGGAUUUAUUCACAAUUUUGAUGGCAAUGAUGAACCGGCAGGGAGUGUUGAACCUUUGGGUAUUAGCAGUAGGGAUGGCUGGAAAGACGGAUGCAUUAGAAAUCUUUCUAGAUCAAGAUCUGUUCCUGCUUCAUGUACUACUAUUGGUAGUCCGAAAACAGGCAUGCGCUAUGAAAGUCUUUGCAAUGACCAGCAUAUAUUACCAAAAGAAUUAAUGCAGCAGGAAAGCGUCAAGGCAGUUAAGGGGAAGCCCAAUCAGCGAGAAAGUUCAUCUUCUAGAAAUUCAAGAUCUCGCCUUAAGAGAUCUCAUUUAUCUGAGUACACUUGUACUGAUCAUAGUGACACUUCACCAGAAAUUAAUGUCAGCCAUAAGCAAGUGCAGAGCAGUAUCACAGAUGAUGAUCAAUUUAAACCAUGUCAUAUGGUUUCCAAGACGUCAGCUUCAAUUGUCACAGAUAUGAGUUUCAUUCCUGAGAAUGUUUUGGAUGUAGCAAUUGAGAAUGUGGCCAUGCCUUCUAAAAAUACUGACUCAGAAUUACCAGCUUAUAUGUUGGUAAAAGGCAAUUCUUCUUCUAGUGACCCAGAGGCUUUAAUUUCACAGGAACCAUUAAAUGGGCCACCUGAUGAAAGUUCAGCUCCUGUUCAGCACUCUGUAGCAGAGCUACAAUCUCCAGCAAGCUCUAAGGAGGCUGAACAGCCCAGUCCUGUUUCAGUUCUUGAAACUCCUUUCCCAGAUGAUCUAUCUUCAAGUUCUGAAUGCUUUGAGAGUCUCAGUGCUGACCUACAUGGACUUCGGAUGCAGCUUCAGCUACUCAAAUUGGAGUCGGAAGCAUAUGCAGAGGGUCCCAUACACAUCUCAAGCGAUGAAGAUGUUGAGGAUGGCUAUGUUGGAUUUUCAGAAGAGAAAGGAAUUGUUGAAGAGAGCAGGGAACGUUCCUAUGUAGUUGAUGUACUACUAGAAUCGGGUAUUAAUAGUGCUGAUCCUGAUUCUUUCUUGGCGUCGUGGCACUGUCCAGAGUGCCCCUUGAAUCCCCUGGUAUUUGAAGGACUGGAGAAGAAGCAUUGCAAUCUCACUUCUUGGCCAAGGUCUGAAAGGAAGCUGCUAUUUGACCGCAUAAAUUCAUCUCUGCUCAUGAUUAACCAACAAUUUGCGGAUCCAUACCUGUGGGUGAGGCCUGCAACUGCGAUCAUUCCCAGGUGGAUUAAACAUGGACUUGAGGAUGGCAUCCACAAAUUGCUGGCAAGCCAAGAAAAGAAAGCAAAUAACAAUGCAGUGGAGAAGGUACUGGUAAUGGAUUCACAGUGGCUGGAUUUGAGAGGUGAAAUUGAUGUAGUUGGCAGGGAAAUUGAGAGACUGAUGAUAGAAGAGUUAGUAAAAGAGAUAGAAGCAGUGUUAGUGUAGAGAUUCUGCGCACAAGUGCCCUUUUGGUUUAGGAAGUUAUGAGUAUACGAAAGAUGAACUGAUGGAAUGUUCAUUUUAAUUAGAGAUGACGAAAUAAAUUUAUAAGAUCCCUUAAACCAAAAACAAAAUUCCAGAAUGGUGAUCGAGGAGAGUACUACUCCAAGGAGGAAUCAGCACAAAAUCUCAGCUAUGUCUGGAAUUGUCUCUAAGCAAAUGAUUAUGAUCUGACACUUAAUCUGUUUAGCGUGCAGUUAUUUCACAGAUGAUGAGUAAAUAAAUAUAUAAUUAUAAUAAUCAUAGAUAUUAGCAGAAAAAUUUCCAAGAAUUAGAAGGAUUCGUAAGCGAUUUGUAUUUGCCUGUGUUUCCUGCUUUCAUUUUCAUUGCAUGUCUUGAGCCAGUAGACAAUGUAAAAUUUCACCUUCUCUUAUGGGCUUUUGCUAAGAAUUUCACA